AUGUUUAAAUCUUCUAUGAUAGAAAAAGAAAAGGAUCUAAAAUGUGCUAAUAAACAUAAAUUACCUAUUCUUAUGGUUAUAUUGGAUCCAAAAUUAGAAUAAAAUUAGAGACUUUUAUGUUAGGAUUGUAUAAAGAAUUUCACUACUCAAUUUUCAACAAUAGGAUAUGAAUUAGUGAUGAAAUAAAUAAAGAAAAAUUAAAAGGAGAAGGUGGAAUCAAUAGAGAAGACUAUUUAAUUAAAAAUAAAGUAAAUAGAAGAGCUUUUAGGUAAUAUCCAUAAAUUGAAGUCAGCAAUAUCAUUUUAAUUGGAUGAAAUAAUAGGAUAUAGUGGGGGAUGGAUAAAGAAUUUACUAUCAGUUGGACAUGAAUAUUCUUAAUAUAGUUUUCAUAAAGAAUUAGAAAAUUUAAUAUCUAGAUAAUUAGAAAAUUAAAUUGAUAAAUCUUUAUUAAUGAACGAAAUAAAUAAAGUUAAUAGUUUUUGGAAUAUAAAAAUAAAUGAAAAAUUGGAAUAAUUUAGUUCCUUUAAAAUAUAUUAAAAGUGUUAGGAAAUACUUUUAAAUUUAGGUUAAAAUAUGUAAGUGAAAGAAGAAGCAAUUUAACCAUAAAAGUUAUUAUAAUAAUAAAAUAAUUUAUAAAAUUAAUUUGAAUAACUUUAAGAAUCAACUUCAACUGGUAAUUAAAAAUAAACAGAAGGAUCAGUUACACUUUAAUUAAUUGAUGAUUCUAUAAAAUAAAAGAGUAAAUGUUAUGCAAUAGCUUUAAAUAAAAAUGGAACAUAAAUGGUAUCUAUGAGUAAUUCUGAAAUAAAAGUUUGGAAAUUGAUUGAUGGUAAACCUAAUUUAGAAUAAACUUUAUAAGGACAUAGUAAUUAUAUCUAUUGUAUAGUUUAUAGUAAAAAAUAAGAUAGUUUUAUAUCAUGUUCAAAUGAUAAAACAAUAAUAGUAUGGAAAUAAAUUAAUUAAAAUUAAUGGUAAGGAUCAUAAUAGUAUAGAGAACAUAAAGGAUGGAUUGGAAGUAUGAUUCUUAAUAAUUGUGAAAAUUAAUUAUUUUCUGCAGGUGAAGAUUAAAAAAUAAUAGUAUGGUAAGUAGAUUUUAACCAAAAUUAAUUGACAUAUCUUUAUUCUCUAGAAAAACAUACGAAUUCUAUUAGAGCCAUAAGUUUAAAUGAUUGUGAAAAUAUUUUAGUUUCUUGUGCUGAUGAUUAAUAAAUAAUAUUAUGGGAAAUUGAUUAAUCAGAAAAGUUUUAAUUUAAGUAAGUUAUUACUUCUGUUUUGGAUUCUUCAGGUUGUCAUAUUAAAUUUAUAAAAGACAAUUUAUUCAUUUGGAUACCUUAUAGUAAAGAAUUAAAUUUUAUUUGUUUAUUUGAAUCAAAAGAUGGAAUCUUUUAUGAAGAUAUUGAUAAUAGAAUAUAAUUAGUUAAUAAUAAGAAUCUUGGAUGUGCAUUAUUUCCUAUUCUUUAUUUAAAAGAUAAAAAUGUAUUAUUUAUUAGAUCAAAAAAUAUUAUAUAUAUUUUAAGAGAAAUUAAUGGGAAAUUCAUUAUUUAAAAUGAGAUUGAUUGUGGUACUAAAUGGAGCUUUGGCACUGUUUGUGAAAAUGGAAAAUAUUUAGUAAUUUGGGAUGAUCAAAAAGGAGUUUACUCAUUAUAUGAAUUAUAAUAUAAAUGA
Molecule: messenger RNA, 1665 nt
Organism: Paramecium sonneborni
Lineage: Eukaryota; Ciliophora; Oligohymenophorea; Peniculida; Parameciidae
Source: the annotation of a GenBank genome assembly